UAUAUCAAAUCAAUUAAGAUUCUGGGUUGGAUGGCAUGAUGGUUUAGCCAGAUUCUGUUUUUUCUGGUUCCUUUUUAGUUUCGAUCGUUGGUUUAUGAUUUAUCAUUGCUGAAAAAGUUAUUCUCAACUAAGAUUUUCUUUUCUGGGGGAACCAUGAAAUGAAUUGCAUGUUUUUUUGGCUUGGUUAUAUCAACUCAGUUAAGAAUUGCGCCAUGUCACUCUUGAAGUACAUAAGGUGAUUUAAGAGUUUGAGAUCAUAAAAUUUUAUGGUUUUAACUCUUAAUAUGCCUUUUUCUGCUUCUGUGGGUGCAACUUUGUGCCAAAAUCAAUAUGGUACCAUGGAAGGGAGAAUGGGACUGUUGUUUCUUGUUGUAUUAGGUGCUGCUUGGGCAUGUGAUGCAAGGGAACUGGCUAACUCUGAAACUUCUGAACUAAGCAUAAAACCGGAUGUGUGUGCACUUUGUGAGGAAUAUAUUACCAAGGCACUUGAUUAUCUACAUGAAAACAAGACUGAGACAGAGAUCAUUAGUAUCCUGCACAACACUUGCCACCAGCUUCCUUCUUUCAAGCAGAAGUGCGUUGCUUUGGUGGACUAUUAUGUUCCUCUUUUCUUCUCGGAAGUAGCUACAAUUCAGCCUGGAGAAUUCUGCCACAAAGUCAAUCUCUGUCAGGACAUUGCACAUAUUUCCUUGAAAGUUCAAGAAGAUAGCUGUGAGUUUUGUAAAGACACUGUUUCAACUCUAUUGGAGAAGUUGAAGGAGAGUGACACUAAGCUAGAGAUAAUUGAGACAUUACUGAAGGUGUGCAAUUCAGUGGAGAAGUAUGCAAAUAAGUGCAAGAGAAUGGUUUUCGAGUAUGGACCCUUGAUUUUUGACCAUGCAGAGAAAAUCCUAGAGACGACAGAUAUAUGCAAUAUAAUACAUGCCUGCAAAUCUUCAGAUGUAGCUGGACAGCAAGCCUUUCUUUCGGUCUCUUAAUUAUAGAAACAAAGCUCUACCAGAUUUAUGCUUCACUUGUUGGCUGAAAGAUUGCCAUAUAUUCAAAUAUAAUAAGGGGGAGGGGGAGUACAAAUUCGAUACGUUAUCAGCGCAAAAUUUUUAAUACUAUCUAAAUUUCUAAUUAUGUGUCAGCACAUCAUCAAAAAAGUUGAAACUUAAGUUGAAACUUCCUGUGUAGUAGUGGCUGUGAUACUCAUGCUUGUUUAAUUAUUUUACAAUACAUAAUUGAAUGUUAACAUUCUGAAUAAGAGUGUUUGUGGUUC
Glycine soja is the source of this 1261-nucleotide messenger RNA. Its product is annotated as prosaposin-like. The transcript has 6 exons. Gene Ontology annotation, biological process: lipid metabolic process. The record is from RefSeq and is a predicted model, not a curated record. NCBI's taxonomy places the organism in Eukaryota, Viridiplantae, Streptophyta, Magnoliopsida, Fabales, Fabaceae. Bases 267 to 977 code for a protein of 236 amino acids.